AUGAACGGCGCUCUGCUGACUCCUCCCAGCCCACGCGCGGCCGGCUCCUCCCCGCUGCCUCCCUCGCCCUCCCCCUCCCCUCCCUCCCCCUCCUUGCUACCCCUGAUACCCCGCCCCUCCCCGCUGACCCCUCCCACUCUGUCGGACACGCCCACGCCGUCACCCUCGCCGUGCCUGAGCUGGACGGACUUCUGCGAGCUGCAUGCGCGCGCGGCGGCGGGCGACUUUGCGCGUCACUUCCGGGCGUUCCUCCUGGAGAACCCGCACUACUCCAGCGACUCGGCCACUGCCUUCUGCCGCCGCUUCACCGACCGCUUUGUGCGAUACUUCCAGAGCGAGCUGCAGGGGGCGCCAGCGAGCAGCACAGCCAGCCGCGAUGAGACGCUCUGCUCCUGGGCUCCUCAGUCUGAUGCCACAUCUCUGGAUGAAGAUGAGGCUCUGUCGCCGCUGUGCUCGGCCGCUCCUCGCGUGGUGUCGAAGCCGCCGUGUAGCUCCGCCCCCACGCAGCCCGCCUCCUCCUCCUCCUCCUGCUGCUCCUCUGUGGGCGGGAACAACGGGAGGCGCAUGCUCAACAACGGUGCUGUGGCCGCGGAGGAGCGAGAGGAGCGCGAGGACGAAGCAUGGGUACGAUCCACGUCUGCGGGAGAGGAGGUGCUGGAGCAGGAGGACAGCAGCUCGCUCAACCACAACAGUUCUAAAGGGAAUGGUUCAAAGCGACUGAAGAAGAGGUUCUCUCUGAGGAGCAUGGGUCGUAGCGUCAGAGGAAUCCUGCACUGGAGGAGCACAUCCAGCGAGCUACCACAGAGCUACAGCUACACCAUGGGCACACAGGUACCAUGGGGGAGGGGCUACAGCUACACCAUGGGCACACAGGUACCAUGGGGGAGAGGGCUACAGCUACACUAUGGGGACACAGGUACCAUGGGGGAGGGGCUACAGCUACACCAUGGGCACACAGGUACCAUGGGGGAGGGGCUACAGCUACACCAUGGGCACACAGGUACCAUGGGGGAGAGGGCUACAGCUACACUAGGGGACACAGGUACCAUGGGGGAGGGGCUACAGCUACACUAUGGGGACACAGGUACCAUGGGGGAGGGGCUACAGCUACACUAUGGGGACACAGGUACCAUGGGGGAGGGGCUACAGCUACACUAUGGGGACACAGCUACACCAUGGGCACACAGGUACCAUGGGGGAGAGGGCUACAGCUACACUAUGGGGACACAGGUACCAUGGGGGAGGGGCUACAGCUACACCAUGGGCACACAGGUACCAUGGGGGAGGGGCUACAGCUACACCAUGGGCACACAGGUACCAUGGGGGAGAGGGCUACAGCUACACUAUGGGGACACAGGUACCAUGGGGGAGGGGCUACAGCUACACUAUGGGGACACAGGUACCAUGGGGGAGGGGCUACAGCUACACUAUGGGGACACAGGUACCAUGGGGGAGGGGCUACAGCUACACUAUGGGGACACAGGUACCAUGGGGGAGGGGCUACAGCUACACUAUGGGGACACAGGUACCAUGGGGGAGGGGCUACAGCUACACUAUGGGGACACAGGUACCAUGGGGGAGGGGCUACAGCUAGACUAUGGGGACACGGGUACCAUGGGGGAGGGGCUACAGCUACACUAUGGGGACACAGGUACCAUGGGGGAGGGGCUACAGCUACACUAUGGGGACACAGGUACCAUGGGGGAGGGGCUACAGCUACACUAUGGGGACACAGGUACCAUGGGGGAGGGGCUACAGCUACACUAUGGGGACACAGGUACCAUGGGGGAGGGGCUACAGCUAGACUAUGGGGACACGGGUACCAUGGGCGAGAGAGCUACAGCUACACUAUGGGGACACAGGUACCAUGGGGGAGGGGCUACAGCUAGACUAUGGGGACACGGGUACCAUGGGCGAGAGAGCUACAGCUACACACAGUUGAGAAGGGUUAGACUACAGAAAUAA
This is a messenger RNA of Knipowitschia caucasica, 1965 nucleotides long. The record is from the annotation of a GenBank genome assembly. Lineage: Eukaryota; Metazoa; Chordata; Actinopteri; Gobiiformes; Gobiidae.